AUGACGAAAGUUGGCCAGAGAGAUUCUCCGGCUACAGCAGAAGCUUCCACUCCGACGGCGAAGAAACGCUUUUGGACUCCGCUCAAAUUCGUUGCAAUCUUGUGUGUCAUCAACUUGAUCAAUUACGUGGAUCGAGGAGUGAUCGCGAGUAAUGGUGUUAAUGGGAGCGCAAGAGUAUGUGAUCCCAAAGGGGUUUGCUCAGCAGGAACUGGGAUUCAAGGAGAGUUUAACUUGAGUAACUUUCAAGAUGGUCUUUUGUCAUCUGCGUUUAUGGUUGGACUUCUUGUUGCUUCUCCAAUCUUCGCUGGAUUGUCAAAAAGAUUCAAUCCUUUUAAACUAAUCGGUGUGGGAUUAACUGUUUGGACUCUCGCUGCUAUUGGUUGCGGCUUCUCUUACAACUUCUGGAUGAUUGCUGUUUUUCGAAUGUUUGUUGGAGUUGGUGAGGCUUCCUUCAUUAGUCUUGCCGCACCUUACAUCGACGAUAGCGCUCCUGCUGCACGGAAAAAUCUCUGGCUUGGAUGGUUCUACAUGUGUAUACCAGCAGGAGUUGCUCUAGGCUACGUCUUUGGUGGAUAUGUUGGAGAACAUUUGGGAUGGCGUUGGGCGUUUUACAUAGAGGCAGUCUUAAUGGCUUUCUUUGUUGUUUUAUGCUUCUGUAUCAAACCACCGAAGCUAAAAGGUUUUGCUGAUAAAGAUUCGAAGAAGCCCUCUGCUUCUAUUGAAACAGUCGCUCUUGCAAGCGCAGAAGCUUCACAGAUCAAAACCGAAACCCCCAAAUCCAAGAGUAAGAAGAAUCUGUUUGUCCUAUUUGGGAGAGACUUGAAGUCUCUUUUCAGCGAGAAAGUGUUUAUAGUGAAUGUUCUUGGUUACAUCACAUACAACUUUGUGAUCGGAGCUUACUCGUACUGGGGGCCUAAAGCUGGUUAUGGCAUCUACAAGAUGAAGAACGCAGACAUGGUUUUUGGAGGGCUUACAAUCGUAUGUGGGAUCAUUGGAACAUUAGGAGGAAGCUACGUGCUUGAUCGCAUCAACGCUACACUUCCCAACACCUUCAAGUUACUAGCUGCGUCGACUUUGUUCGGCGCAGCCUUGUGUUUCGCUGCUUUCUGCAUGAAGAAUAUGUAUGCCUUCAUCGCUAUAUUCGCACUCGGAGAGAUUCUAAUCUUUGCACCACAGGCACCUGUGAACUUUGUGUGUCUGCAUUGUGUUAGACCAAACUUGAGACCAUUGUCGAUGGCGUCUUCAACUGUUUUGAUCCAUGUCUUAGGAGAUGUUCCUUCUUCUCCACUUUAUGGACAAAUGCAGGAUCGUCUAAAAAACUGGAGAACAUCAACUCUUAUAAUUACUUCAAUCCUCUUCCUCGCAGCUAUUAUAUGGGGCAUUGGGAUAUUUAUGGAUAGUGUGGACCGGUCUAAUGAAGAAGAAAUUGAAGAUGAUGAUGAAGUCAAAGAAGAGAAAUUGGAAAGCAAAGCAGACAACAACUCUUCUGUCGUCUAA
Messenger RNA from Microthlaspi erraticum, 1497 nucleotides. The record is from the annotation of a GenBank genome assembly. Lineage: Eukaryota; Viridiplantae; Streptophyta; Magnoliopsida; Brassicales; Brassicaceae.